UGCCAGAUCCUUAACCCACCGAGCAAGGCCAGGGAUUAAACUCGCAACCUCAUGGUUCCUGGUUGGAUUCGUUUCCGCUGUGCCACAACGGGAACUCCCAUUUAAAAAUAUUUUUAAACUGAGCUUUAAAAAUUCCCAAAUUAGCUCACAUCAUGCUUAAGGGUGAAAGGCUGGAUUCUUACCUUCUAUGAUCAGGAACAAAACAAAGGUAUCUGUUCUUUCCACUUUUGUUCUAUCCUGAAGGCUCUAGCCAGGACAGGCAAGAAAAUGAAAUAAAAGCCAUUUAUGUUGAAAGGAAGUAGUAAAGCUACUUUGUGGAUGACAUGACGCUGUAUAUAGAAAAUACCAAGGAAUCCUCUAAAAAAAAAACAACUAGAGCUAAUAACAAGUUCCCUAAGGUUUCAAAUUAUAAAAUUCAAUUGUAUUUCUACACAGUAGCAAUAAACAAACAAAAUAUGAAAGCAAGAAGAUAAUUUUACCUUCAAGAGUAUCAAAAAGAAUGAAGUAUAUACUUAGGAAUGAUUUUAACAAGAGAAGUAUAAAACUUUGAACAUUAUAAAACAUUUAAAGAAAUUAAAGAAGAACUAAAUAAAUGAAAAGGCAUGUUCACGGAUUAGAUGUUUCAAUAUUGCUACGAUGGCAAUACUAACGAAAGUGAUCUACAGACCCAGCACACUCCCUGUCAACAUCCCAGCUGGCUUGUUUGCAGAAAUUGACAAGUUGAUCCUAAAUUUCAUAUGGGAAUUCAAGGGGAUCUGUAACAGCCAAAAUAGUCUUGAUGAAGAACAAAGUUGCAGGACUCACACAUCCCAAUUUCAAAGCUCAAUUCAGGAGUUCCCGCUGUGGCUCAUUGGGUUAAGAACCCAACUUGUAUCCAUGAGGAUGUGGGUUUGAUCCCUGGCCUCGCUCAGUGGAUAAGGAUCCAGAGUUGCUGUGGCUGUGGUGUAGGUUGCAGCUGCAGCUCUGAUUCAGCCUCUAGCCUGGGAACUUCCAUAUGUCACAGGUAAGGCUGUAAAAAGAAAGGGGAAAAAACUCACUUUUUCAAAGCUUCUGUGAUCAAGAUAGUGUGGCACUGGCAAAAAGAAAGCCAUAUGGAUCAAUAGAAUAGAAAGGAGGAUCUAGAAAUAAGUGCCCACCUCUUUGGUACAUUGAUGUCGACCAGGGUACCAAGAUGGGUCAAUGGGGAAAGAAUAUUUUUAACAGAGUUGCUUGGACAGCUAGACAUUCACAGGCAUAAGAAGGCAGCUGGAUCCCUACUUCCCACCAUGCACAAAAAUUAACUCCAAAUGAAUAAAAGACCUACAGAAGGGCUAAAAGUAUAAAACUCUUAAAAGAGAACAUAGAUGUAACCUUUCUGACCUUGAAUUUGACAAUAAUUUCUUAGAUAUGACAUGAAAGCAAAAGCAAUCAAAGAAACAUAGAUAAAUUUGGCUUCAUCAAAAUUAAAAACCUUUGUGUUUUAAAGGACAAAAUUAAGAAAGUAAAAAGGCAACCCAUACAAUAGGAGAAAAGUUUAGUAAAUUAUAUUUCUGAUAAGGGACUGUAUCCAGAAUUCAUAUAUAAAGAAUUCCUACGACUCGAUAAUAAAAAGAUAAGCAACCCAAUUUAAAAAUGGGCAUAAGAUCUGAACAGACAGUUCUCCAUAAUAUAUACACAAAGAACCAAUAAGCACAUGAAAAGAUUCUCAAUACCAUUAGUCAUUAUGGAAAUGCAAAUCAAAACCACCAGAUAGCACUCAAAUGCCCCAGGAUAGCCAUGAUAUUAAAAAAAAAAAAAGAUAAUAACAAGCAUUGGUGAAGAUGUGGAGACAUUAGAACCUUCAUGUACUGCUGAUGGGAGUCUAAAAUGAUGUGGCUGCUUUGGAAAACACUUCAGAAGGUCCUCAAACCGUUAAACUAAAUGACCUAGCAAUUCUGCUAAGAGUCAUAUACGCCAGAGAAAUGAAAACAUACCUCCACACAAAAACUUGUAUAUAAGUGUUUAUAGCAGCGCUAUUCCUAGGGGGCCCACCAGCUGGUGGAGGAAUAAAGAAAGUGCGAUAAGAUAAUCCAACCAAAAUAUCACCCAGUAAUUACCAGAAAUGUACUGAUGCAACACGAUGAACUUUGAAAAGAUGCUAAGUGAAGGAAGCUAGUGACAAAGGACGAGGUAUUGUACAGUUACUAUGAAAGGUCCAAAAUAGGAAAAGCUGCAGCUAGGGAACCUAGAUUAGUGGUUACCUGGGCCUGAAGGAGGGAGCUGGCCUUCAUCGGGGGUGCGGGGUGGGGUGGGGGGAAGCAGGCAAAGGCUGAAUGGCUAGUGACUGCUAAUAGCUGUGGCAUUUCUUUUGGGGGUGAUAAAAUGCUCUAAGAUUGUGGCAACGGUUGCACGACUGUGGAUAUGCUUAACACCAUCAAAUUGUAUGCUUUAAAUGGGUGACUAAUCUUGUGUCUCAUUUGUAUUUAAAUAAAGCCGUUCUUUUACAAAUUUUCAAUAGUAGAUGAUGGUUUAUUUCGGCGGCAGUGACGUCCACUAGUCAUCGAAAUUGGUCAAGUGCCUGGUCUGUCAGCUAGAAAGCCAGGUGGUUACUACACUGCACGUGCUACAACACUUGCACCUCGUGUGGGUUCACUGAGCCUCUUAGCUCAGGACAAGGGUUCAUUGCAAAGAGCGGGUUCGAAUACCGCGCACUGCCAGGCGGGAUUUUUCAGGGUGGACAUCACUGCCUCCGCCUGUGUCCUUGCGUUACAGCGUUACCUUGAAAGAGCACGAUACCGUUUUGCCUCGGCAGACAGAUUAUUUGCAGUAACAAAUGUAUUGCCAAACAUGAGUGAAUGGUAGCCCAUGUGACAGGAAGGAUGGCGAGUCUAAGUGUAUAUACCGCCCCCCGACACACACAGGAAACGGAACUUUUUUUUUAGGGCCACACUCACAACAUAUGGAGGUUCCCAGGCUAGGGGUCCAGUCAGAGCUGUAGCUGCUGGCAGACGCCAGAGCCACAGCAAUGCCAGAUCCGAGCCAAGACUGCGACCUACACCACAGCUCACGGCAACGCCGGAUCCCCAACCCACUGAGAGGGGCUGGGGAUCAAUCCCGCAUCCUCAGGGAUACUAGUCAGGUUUGAAACGGAAUUAUUUUUAAAGUCAGGUGGUAAAGCAUUUACUGUUGUAUCAGACCCGUGGGGGUGGUGGGCUUCCUUGUUUGGGCUAAUAGGGACCUGGAGGCUGGCAGACCUGUCCUGGGUCUGGGCCGCAGGUCCCUUGGAAGGGAGGCGGGGUCAGGGGAAGGGGUAGGGUUCCAGGCCCUAGGGAAAAGGGUCUCAUACAAUUCAUUUAGGUCCUGAUGGAGGAGAGGCCUAAGAUCCUUGACUUCGAUUCCUCAUCUGUGUAGGGAGCCUAGCACAGUGCCUGUGAGGUUUGUUGAAUGUUGAAAGGAUGUGAGAUUUUAAUUCUUUUUAAAACAUUUUAUAGCUAUCCUCUUCUAAGACAAUACAUUCUCAUUAAUGUCUUUUCUUUCUUUCUGUCUUAUUAGGGACACAGAGUCUAGUUUGCUCAUAGAAGAUGCUGCUGAAAAAUAAAUAGACUCAAACUUUUAAAAAUGUUGAUAGGUGGGUCAGCCCUGCAAACAAACAAAUGAAAAGUUAAAUCUUCAUUGUGUUAUCGGUUGGUAUGAAAAUGCUGCAGGGACUGUUUUAAAAACAGUUUCCAGGCACAUAUUGGGAGGCAGGAUUUUUCCUCUUACUUUGGGUCCUGACAUGUGUCCGAAAAGCUCCCACUUGUUUGGACAGUUGGGUGGUCAUCCCUUUCGAACGUAAAAGGGCUCGCCGCCCAUGUGGAGGGGUUGAUGGCUUUUUCCACGAUUUCAUUUCUUUACCGCUGUCAGGAGUAAGGAGCGGAUCAAGUGUCGCCGGUGUCAGGGAGGAAAGGAGCAAAGCUUCCCAGGCGAGCUGGGCGCUUCCUGCAGGGGGAGCGAAGGCAGGAAGGGGAGAAGCAGGGGGGCUGGACUGUGCUGGAGAGCCCAGGGCAGCUUCCCUGAGCUCCACCCAGAAGUGUGGUCGCCUUUGUCAUUUUAAUUGCUCUGUGUUUGUGGAGUGGGGCCUCUGUUUACUUAUAGCUUGGGGCUUGUGUUUACCAAGCCUGGUGGAGGCCAGUGACAGGCCUCCUGCGAGCUCUCCCGCUGUAUCUUGAGGCACUCUCCUUUCAGUGUCUGUGCCCGUCUAAUUCGUGAGCUUCUGUGGAGCAAGCACAGGAGGGUCCAAGGCCCACAGGGAAGAAUUACACCUAAUUACUCAAAUAAUUGCUAGGCUGUUGCCUUCUUAGUCACUGAAAAUCAUUUCCAGGUCCCUGGCUUUUAUAGAUAGUCUUCUGGAGGCAGGGGGACACAGCCCCCUUUUUAACUCAGCCCAUUCACUCACAAAAUCAGAACACUCGAGCCUGCAAAAUUAAUAAGCACCACUUCCAUUACAUAUAUUUUAGGUUGUUGUUGCCGUGGCGAUAAAGUCAGGGACAUUGAAUCUCCUCUGUUGAGCCAUUGUUAUCAUCCCUGGCCAUCUGCUGCCGAGGAGUGAUAUUCCAUCUCAUUUGCAUGAUGACUGAUAUAUGGGAGGUUUGGAAGGACAUAUGCCACAGCAAUCAUGUGAUGAAAAUUAAAGUGAAAGUUUUGGGCCCAGAGCCGAAAAAAAAUCUGUGUAUGCGCAUGAGGCUGUUGAUGUGCAAAUGUGAAUCAUAUUGAGAAGGUCUGAAUAGGGAGGUGUGACGUAGAGAGGGGACACAAACGCAGGUGCUUAUCUCUGCGCAGGCAAAGGCGCUGGAUGUCACAUCAUGGGAACUACCUUUCAAAGAAACAGCUUUAGUGUUUCCGUUCAGCACACAAGGGAGGAGAGAAAUAUAAGUUUGGGAAACAAACAAAAAAGUAAGUUCAAAACUUUGGAACCGCGUACUGCUCGCACGGAUGUUUAAGUCACUCAGAAUUUUACUGAGUUUUUGUGUCUCAAGUAAUCAUAGUUGAUGCUGUUUCGGGGGCGGGGGGUGGAAAUGACACCACUAAAGGUUGAAGUUUCGAAGUCUGUAGAUGGUUUUUCUGAUGUUUGUUUUGAACUUCUGUUUCUGGUUUCUGCUGUGUUUAUACUUGGUUGUUAUUUUCAAUGCUGUGUCUGUGUCUGUUUUUAAAUUUUUGUUAAAAGGGUUACUGUAUCUUGGUUGAGAAGGAUUCAGAAUAAAAUGUCUUGGUGCAAUUGCAUUUAUACUGCAUCAGUAACGCCUUUGUUCAUAUACAUUUUUGAAAUGUGCAAAUUUGCAACACAGAAAAUGCAAUGAUACUUUGUAUACUUUUUUCUCUGAGACAAAGUAAAGUGGAAAUAAUUUCUGAGAUCACGGAAAUUGCCAGUGAGAUCCCAAAUCUGACAUCUCACUAGAAUCCAGGAAAUCUUUUCUGGAGGGAGUGGGGGUUGUCAAUGCAACAAUAUAGGUUAUUUUUAGAAACAAAUAACCAACAUUGAAAAGAUAUUUCAUAUAUUCUUUUUGGAAAGUCAAAAUUCUGGUCGUGGCUCUAGGUAGGGGAAAGAGUUUGUGGGAAGUCCCAAAGAUCUUUGAAAUGAUAAGUAUGGUAUUUAUAAGCUUGUCUUUAAAUAUUUAAAGAAUUGAAUAAGAGCAGUCUCCUUAAAAAAUGAUAUGUUUCAUUUUUUGAUAAAUGUGGAUGUCAAGAGACUCUUCAGAAAGUUAAAGAAUAAUAUUAGAAAAGGCUGAAGAAGGAGAAAGACUUAAUACUAGCCUUGAACCAAAUUUUGCUGAAGGAUGAGCUCAAUGAAAUGUUACUGAAGGAUAGAGAAAAAUUUCAAAUACCUUGAUAAACAGUGCUUUGCCACAUAUGCCUUUCAUCCUAACAAGGCAUUUAUUAAACAUGUUUUGAUACAUUGUAGAAAUAAUAGAAGUCUCCUAAAGGGUUGUAGUGAGCUUUUUUCAGUUUCAAAGAACAAAGCAGCUAAUAGGCGAUGUAUGUAAAAUAACUUCUCCAAUUUUUUUUUUUAAGAAAGUGAAUUAUUGUCAGAAAAGUUCUACCGACUCUUAUCUUGUGCCAAAAAUAGCACUGCAAAAUCCCACAAACUCAAGAGGGAAAAUUGAUGAAGAAAUCUUGGAUAUAAUUACAUAUACUAUCUUUAUGUUAGGGAAAAAAUAAAUAAGGCCCAGGGAAUGAUGAGAUUCACAGUCCAAAAUAAAACUGAAAUUAGACUUUCCCUAACUUUUUUUUCCCCUUGCAAAUGUCAUCUGCAUAUUAUCUUACUUUUAUGCUUGUAACCUAAGAUUACCAGUGAUCUCUUUUCUCCUUAUUCUAAAUAUUCAGUUACUCAGUGGUGAUUAUUGUGGCCUUCUUGGCUUACUCCAAUAUUAGAUUAAUAUAGAUUUCUUGUGCCAAAUUAGCGGAAAUCACUGUAGCACAUAAGAGUGAUUCACUCUUUUUUAGUUGUAUUUAUGUUAUGGAAGCAGCAUCAUUUUAGGCUUAAAAGCUUUUAUAUUUUAAAUUUGGAUAUACUGUACCUUAGAGAGCAUAAAAGGUAGUUGUAUUUAAAACGUUUCAAAGUACAUGGGAACUUUUAUGGAGAUUCUAAUUUAGUUAUGAUUCGAGGAGCUCUCUCUUUUUUUUUUUUUUUAAGAGUGGCCAUUUCUAUUCAGCUCUAACAUCAAUCAGUAAGAUUUAAAGUUUCCUGAUUCUUCCUGACUUAGACAUUAUAAGCGCAAAUUAACUAGGCUAGCUAUGCUAGGAGCUGUCCGUGGUAGCAUGUUCUUUAAAAAGUUAGCUGUUAUAAAAUGCAUAUCUGCAUUCUCUGUGUAAUUGGCUUUAUUACCAUUUUUAAAGGUCAGGAUUAAAUUCUUAUUAGAUAAAUUAACUUGGUAUACACACUAGUUAUUUGCAGAUAAUGUAACAAUCUUACUCAUAACUCAAUUGCAAAACUAAACUUCCAUGAUGUUAAUGAAUGUUUCUGGUUGCAGCUUUAAAGUAUGUAUGAGCAAAUAAACAAAAAUCACAAGCUAUUAAAUGUGUGCUUCUUUAAGUUGACAUUAAUAUAAAAGCACAGUGCAAAUAGUCUCCAUGGUAGUAGGGCAAUGCGAACAAACAUCAAAAAAUGUGACUUGUAUGACUUUAUUGCUCUUGAAAUUAAUUCUUGUCCUUAUGUGACCUGCCAUGUCUGCUAUAGAAAUCCAAAAGAUCAUAAUUGUUUGAUAUGAAAUGCAAAAAGAAUAGUUAAAUUGAAAGUUUAACAUCAUGAAAUUCAAAAUCCCAAGCGGUAUAUAAACAUUAAAAGAAACUUUGGACUGCUAAUCCUAGGAAAUGAGUUUUAUGGAUUGAAUUCAACAAGGCUUCAGAAAUGGUUCCAUCUGCUGCCUAGCAGCUGGUGAAAGGAUAAAUUUAAUUCAUUAAUUCAUUUGGAAAAAAGGAUCCAAAGUAGUAAAGACUUCAUUGCUCAUAAUGCAUAUAGGUGAAAACACAAACUGAAAUCUGGCCCAAUUGAUCAUCCUAGAUAAUGAGCUACAUUUUGUCUUCCCUUUUUUGGUAAAGGUCUUAGUGAUUGAGUCAAUACGGUGUUGAUUUUUACGACAAUAACCAAUCAUUUCUAAUCACUUCCGUGAUUAAAAAAAAAAAACAACUCAGGGAAAUUCAAAGUAAGUCACAGUUUUUAAUCUAGGGAACUGUGGGCAUUAGAAAUUUUACGUGUUCCCAUUUUGCAUAUGUGUCCAUGGCAACCGUGUGUAUCUGUAGGCUUACAAUGUAUACAUACCGAUACUCUGAAUCAUAUACAUUCUGAAUCGCUUCAAUAACUACUUCUUUUAAGUGGUGCCAUCCCAUUUGUUGAAAUAUUCAAACUUUUUUACUACUCAGGAUUAAUGUCAGCAAAGUGUGCUUGAGAUUCCAAGUUCAUAUUUACUCCAAAGUUGCAAGGUUCAAAAUAACUCUUGUUUUGCUUUUUCCUCUUGCGACACUUCAAGCCAGUUAUCCCAGCUUGUUCCACUCACGUGUUCUGGAGUACUUCAAAAGAUAAAAAGUUGUGCUUGAAGCCGUCUUGAUCACUUUGACAUAGAACAUGGGGAAAAGAUUCAUUUGGCUGGAUGGCCCAGGACUUUUUAAUAUCUUUGCACAAAAAUAGAAGGUUGAAGCCCAGUGUCUGGAAUUGUUUAAAUGUAACCAACAUGAUGAGAUACCGAGAAAGUUAUUGUUGUUGAAUUCCCUUUAACUUGGAAUCUACUUGUAUCGGUGGAUUUUUUUAUCUGCUGGCAUUUUCACGAGAGCGAGUUUUCCCCUGGAAGUGUAGGGCUCACCUUCUGGGCCAGGUAAAUGUGUCCUGGUUGCCAGUGAGUGGAUCAUGAUGGACAUAAGAACACCCCUGACUGCUUCCACCAGCGUACAUUCUAGCCAUUCCUUUCGGAUGCUGAUUUCAUGAAUGGCUUUGACUUUUCUUUCUCUGUGGCCAUAGCUCUGUGGUGGGUUUUUUGGAUUUACUCUAAAGGUUCUGUUUGCACCCUGUGGGCUGGGUUAAGAAUCAGGGUUUAUGCAUUUACUUGUACUGUUGCAUUGUUUAUACAGCUUUGGUUUAGUUUUGAUCUUUUCUUUUUUUUCUUUUCUUUUUUUUUUUUUUUUUGCCUUUGAGGCUCUUCCACGGUGUCAGCUGCUGACUGAUAGUAGGAAAAACGGCCUCGUGGUGUGAAUGAAAGGGACCUAGCGGUUGGUAAACAGAGAUAAGGAAUAAAUAGAGCACAGGCAAAAGGAGAUAGUUCUGUGGGGGCCCAGAUUGCUGCCAGUCUGUUCAGGGGAGAUGCAGGGCCUGUCCUUUUCCCAGAUUAAAUUAGUGUGCGAAAUCUCCAGCGACCUCCUCCCCUUCUCCGCAUACUCUUGAGCCAAGCUGAACAGCCUCUGCUGUAAAGUAUUCAUUUUACCCAGGGACAAGCCGGACAAUGGACCUCUCCCUGAUACUUACGGACAGCUGUCGUCAUUCACGGAGCUGUCAGCAUUUCAUUUUUCAUAGGAGUUAAAAGGGUUUUUACCUUGUAACUGAAAGAGGGCAUCACUGCAACUUUGCCAGUUCCGAGGCUGCCUGGGCAGGGGGUGGGACUGGGGUGGGGGUGACUUCGGAGGAGAAACUGCUAGAGGAAGCAAUUCUUUUUGGGUUUGCUAAUAUGAUUACACUGACACAGAAAUUAAAUUUCAAAUCUGGGUUCCUUGCUGAGAGAAAAUAUCUUUGAUUCUGAAAGUUUAAAAAAAAAAAAAAAUUAAGGUCACCAGUGCAAACUAGAUGAUUUUUCUCCACCUCCCUUACCCUUGUUUUGGCUAAAUCUCCAUGUGUUUUAUUACCUGUGAGUAACCACCCUUAAACGGUAAGCCUGAAAGAUACCUCGGUAGUGUCAUAUUUUUUUUCCUUUUUUUUUUUUUAGUGAUUUACUGCAAAUAUAUUCAGCAUUUGACUGAUUAAAUAGACCUUCGGCAACCUUGAGGGUCACUGUGUGGAGUAUGUACAUAGAAAAUGCAUCAGCGCAUUGUACCCUGGCAGCUAAUGAGAUUGGUCGUUAAGUAAAUGACACAAAGCCUACAAAAAAAGCUUAGCAGCUCACUAGAGUAUCCCAGUGUCCCCGCACACCACACAGCGACACAAACCCUGGACUACCCCAGCCUACCCUGCUUUAUUCUACAUCACUGCUUCCCUGAUGUCAGCGUGAGAGGCAGAGAACAAAGGCUAGGAGGCACGGAGCCCUCAGUUUUGUGAGAGUCCUCGAAAGAUUGUGAAAAGUCCCUUUUACGUGGCUGUGCGUGCUCAUAUCAAGGCUAAGGAUUUGACCUGUACAUUCAAGUUGCAACUUUGCAAGAAUUUUGUUGCUAAGAAGAAUUUAUGAUCUUGUGUAUCUUGUAUCUACAGCAAUGGAAAGUCUCCACUUCGAAUCCAGUGGACGUUAGGGAAGGAAACCAAGUCUGGAAGUGCUGUUUGGAGCCAGAGUUAACAUUCCUAACGUGUGAGAGGAGCCUGUGUGCACCCUGACCCGGUCCAUCAGAACUGCACUUGCGGACUUGAGUCGAAGAAGCAUCUGCUUCAUGUCUGGUCUAAGCUUUCCAGCAACACAGAAAUCCAUGGUUAGAAAGCCGGGCACUCCGAUCUACUGCAAAAGAAUGAAUUGCAGGCUUUCUCACUAAAGCAAAGAUAUUUCGUCACUCUGACGGAGAAGGGCCAAACCGAGUUAGCAGACAAGUUUCCUGGAGAAAAAGAGAGAUGGAUGCAGAGGCUGAAGAUAAAACGCUACGCACCCGCACUAAAGGAGCCAAGGUGACAAUGGAUUGUCUCGUCCAGGAGCUCAGUGCUGCCUACGAUUGCGCCCCAGCCAAGAAGAGGAGAGCCGGGGAGCAGGCUCUGGGGGUCCCGAUCAACAAGAGGAAGUCCCUGCUCAUGAAGCCGCGGCACUACAGCCCCCGCGUGGACCGUGAGGAGGGCCGCGCGCACCGCACGGAGGCAGAGGGGCAGGACGGCCCCCUGGAGACCGACCACCACCCCAGCGCAGAUGAAAUCCUGAUAAAACCCAUGGAUGACAAGCUUCCUUCACCUGCACAAGAAAACUCCGAUGGGAAGGAAGACAGAUACGGCUGUUACCAAGAGUUCACAGUCACAUCUCUAAUGCACUUGGGGAAAUUUGAAAAAAAUGCAUCUAUUCAGACAGCAAGUGGAAACUUAAAUGAUACCAGCAUCCAGUCCCUGAAAGCAGAGGCAGGUGACGGAGGCGAGCUCCUGACGGCACACUCUAACGGCGGAAAGGACCCAACGGAGGACCCCCAGCUGCAGUUCUGCUGCUCUGACGACAAUGAGAGUCACCCUGAAAGUGCCGAGAACAGCUGGGACAGUGGCUCCAACUUCUCAGAAGAAACCAAACCUCAGAGGGUCUCCAGGUACGUUGCAGUGGAUGAUGGGAAAGGCCUGUUGGAAGUUCCCGAAAUAAAAACAGAAGGUGACAAGUUCCUCUCUUGUGAAAACGCGUGUGAUUCGGAGGCAGAAGGGACCACCGUGCAGACCGCUCAUGCGCACGGGGACCAGUCCGAUGACAAAGCCCAGCCCUUGCUCCCUGGGGUUGAGGGGCAGGAUCGCGGGUGCCUGGCCUCAGUGACGGGCGCCGAGGAGCCUGCCGAGCUGGAGAAAGCCAAGGGGAACUUGAGUUUGCUGGAGCAGGCGAUCGCCCUGCAGGCUGAGCGAGGCUGUGUUUUCCACCACACCUACAAGGAGCUGGACAGGUUUCUGCUGGAGCACCUCUCGGGGGACACGAGGCAAACCAAAGUUACCGACAUGAGCGGAAGACAAGCCUUUCACAAUAAACAUUCCCCGAGGCCUGAGAAGAGGGAGACCAGGUGCCCCAUCCCCGGGUGCGACGGCACGGGCCACGUGACCGGGCUCUACCCCCACCACCGCAGCCUUUCUGGGUGCCCCCACAAAGUGCGGGUCCCCCUGGAGAUUCUUGCCAUGCAUGAAAAUGUGCUCAAGUGCCCCACCCCAGGAUGCACAGGACGAGGACACGUCAACAGCAACCGCAACACUCACAGGAGCCUUUCUGGUUGUCCAAUUGCUGCAGCUGAAAAACUGGCCAUGUCCCAGGACAAGAGUCAGCUUGAUUCUCCCAAAGCCGGGCAGUGUCCUGACCAGGGUCACAGGACAAGCUUGGUGAAGCAGAUCGAAUUCAAUUUCCGAUCACAAGCCAUCACCUCUUCCAGAGCCACGGUGUCAAAAGAACAAGAGAAGUUUGGCAAAGUACCUUUUGAUUAUGCCAGUUUCGACGCCCAGGUUUUUGGUAAACGCCCUCUCGUACAGACAGGUCAAGGACGAAAAACACCACCAUUUCCUGAAUCAAAGCAUUUUUCCAAUCCAGGGAAAUUUCCCAAUCGGCUGCCCAGCGCCGGCGCCCACACACAGAGCCCUUGCCGUGCCAGCUCUUAUAGCUACGGUCAGUGCAGCGAAGACACCCACAUAGCGGCAGCUGCUGCCAUCCUGAACCUUUCCACUCGCUGCAGGCAGGCUGCAGGCAUCCUCUCCAACAAGCCGCAGAGCCUGCAUGCCAAGGGAGCCGAGAUAGAAGUGGAUGAAAAUGGCACGUUGGACUUAAGCAUGAAAAGAAAUCGCAUCCUGGACAAAGCCACGCCCCUAACUUCCACGAACGCUUCUAUUCCCACCGCUUCCUCUUCCUCACUCAAAACCAGCAGCAUUUUGGUCAAUGCAGCGUUCUACCAGGCCCUCUGCGACCAGGAGGGCUGGGACACGCCUAUCAACUAUAGCAAAGCCCAGGGGAAGACAGACGAGGGGAACGAGAAAGACCCCGUGAGCUCUCUAGAAAGCUUAGAGGAAAAGAAGUUUCCUGGAGAGGCCUCCAUACCAAGCCCUAAACCCAAGCUCCACACGAGAGACCUCAAAAAAGAGCUGAUCACCUGCCCAACGCCAGGAUGCGACGGGAGUGGCCACGUUACAGGAAACUAUGCCUCCCACCGCAGUGUUUCCGGCUGUCCCCUGGCGGAUAAGACUCUGAAAUCCCUCAUGGCGGCCAACUCGCAGGAGCUGAAGUGUCCCACCCCAGGCUGUGACGGUUCGGGGCACGUGACGGGAAACUACGCCUCCCACAGAAGCCUGUCAGGCUGUCCGCGUGCCAGGAAAAGUGGCGUCAAGGUGACCCCUACGAAGGAAGAAAAAGAAGACCCUGAGCUCAAAUGCCCGGUGAUCGGAUGUGAUGGCCAAGGUCACAUAUCCGGUAAAUACACAUCCCACCGCACUGCCUCAGGCUGCCCCCUGGCUGCCAAGAGGCAGAAGGAGAACCCACUGAAUGGGGCCCCCCUGUCCUGGAAACUGAACAAACAGGAGCUGCCCCACUGCCCCCUGCCCGGCUGCAACGGGCUGGGCCACGUCAACAAUGUGUUCGUCACCCACAGGAGCUUAUCUGGAUGUCCCCUCAAUGCACAGGCCAUCAAGAAGGGCAAGGUCUCCGAAGAACUAAUGACCAUCAAGCUCAAAGCAACUGGAGGCAUAGAGAGUGAUGAAGAAAUUAGGCAUUUGGAUGAAGAAAUAAAGGAACUCAACGAGUCCAACCUUAAAAUUGAAGCAGAUAUGAUGAAACUCCAGACACAGAUCACAUCUAUGGAGAGCAACUUAAAGACGAUAGAGGAGGAGAACAAACUGAUAGAACAGAACAACGAGAGCUUGCUGAAGGAGCUGGCGGGGCUGAGCCAAGCCCUCAUUUCCAGCCUCGCUGACAUCCAGCUCCCACAGAUGGGGCCCAUCAGUGAGCAGAAUUUUGAGGCAUAUGUCAACACGCUCACGGACAUGUACAGCCACCUGGAGCGGGACUACUCCCCGGAAUGCAAGGCUCUGCUGGAGAGCAUCAAGCAGGCCGUGAAAGGCAUCCACGUAUAGGACCCCACGCCGCCCGCGGGCCGCGCCACCUGCAGCUACGCAGCCCCGCAGGCGGAUCCAGAGGGGCUCCAGCCGCAGAGGCAGGCAGGUGCUCUACCCGUUACACUUGCAACGUUGCACUAACUUCUCCCCCCAGCUGACGUGAAAAGGAAAGAAAAACUAUGAUAGACUCUUUGGAUUAAAAGCGAUGCAGUCAAAUAUCAGAUCUUAUUUAUUUUCAUAUGUUUUUCUUUUAUUUCGUCAUUGCACUCCUUUGGGUUUUUGGGUUUGAUUUUUUUUUUUUGUAAAGUAUAUGUAAAAUAAAUGUGACAUUUUUAUAUUUUAUUUAUUUCUAAUCAAAGAGUUUUUUAUCUUUUAACUGCAUUUUGAAGUCUGCCAUAUUUUUACAAGUGUGUUGAUUAAUUUAUUUUCCAAUAGAAUUUAAAUAGAAAUGCUAUUCUCAAAUCACAUAUCUUGCUGGGUUUAAACGAGAAGACAAAGACGUAUGAAGGAAAUCCUUGUCUAAGGACUGCGUGAUGGUCCAGUUUGAUUUUUAUUGCACACGUUUCCCCUCCCCACCUCCUUCACUGGCUUUGUACUUAGGAGCGGGCUUGGGUCAGGUGUGGGUGGGGACAGCAAGUUAAAAAGGCGCCCUCGAGUGCAGUGUGCGCCCUCACAGAAGCACAGUAGACUGGAAAACAGCCUGUUCGGAAUUUGUGAGCAAUAAUUAAAUACAGCAAUCAGCAAAGGAUUCGACUUGGCUGUUCAGUUUUAGUUAAUAUGAAUUAUUUAUUUGGAAUGUUUUCAGGAAACAAGCUUUUUUAGUGGUGCAGGUUUGUCUCUUUGUUUUUCAAGUCAUAUCAUAUAGCUGGCAACUCUUGUCCCAAGAUGAGACAUGAGACUCGAUGUGGCCGGCCAGGCUUUCCUGCCACGCUUGGGCGCAACACACAAGGGACGAUAUUGAUGUAGAUUUGUACUUUGCAAACGCGAACGCAUCCACAUGGAAAACUGUGUAGAUACCAUAUCCCCUGAAAUAGCAUUUAUCUUACUGGGUUGACUGGGAAGAAAUGGAAAAUGGAGUCACAGGUGCAGAAAUGGUACCAGGAACUGAGUCAUUGCUUUGAACACUGGCAACAUUGUCUCAGCCUCCUUAGGCAACAAGCCAACUUCCAGUUGGACAAAAGUCUUUGUGCAGAAGGACAAGAGCAACAAAGCACACACACUCACACCUGCAGGCACACACCCACACAGACUCACUCAAGGACAGGAAAUGGAGCCCGCCAUCUUGCAUUUCUGGACGGAGCAGAGUUUAGUAGUUGCUGUAGUAAAGGCAAUGUCUAUUUCAGGGAUUGUAAAGUAGUUAAGCCUUGUUUCAAAAGUUUUUUUAUAUUUAUUUUUUUUAAGAAAAAGGUAUAGACAACCAGCUAAACUGCCUUUUUGCUGUGCACACACACCUGGUGUGCCUCGUGCCUCCGUGUAAAUGGGCUUGGUUUCUGUGCUGUAACAAAGUGUUUAUUUUUCCUAUAGCCUCAUGGAUGUAGCCUGACCGAGAUGUUGCUCCCAGGCUUGGUGUAUCCACUGUUAUCACUGUUACUGGACAAAGUAAAACACCGUCCAUGGUGAUUCCACGCCCUGACACUGGUGGUUGUUCUGUAUUAAGUGGGACUUAUCUUUGGUUUGGGGUUCAUUUGAACCCUUGACUCUUAGUCUAGUGAAAAUGAGAUGUCUGUUCUUCAGUAGGAACGAUGGUUAUUUAAAAAUCAACUUAAAAAAAAAGAGCUACUACGUGUGCUGUCUAUUAUAAACGGGACACCAAACAAAAUUUUCUAUUAAAGUUAUGUACUUGCAAACAUUUUGCUAUACAAUACUUGAUAGAUGCAUACAAAUGAGUUCACUUAUUACAAAGACAAAAGUUUAAUUUGCUAAAUAUUUUAACAAGUUUGUUAUAUAUUUUAUUUAAUUUAAAAGAAAUCUCUUACCAACCUAUGUAUUUAUUACCAUAAUUUACUAUGACUUCGGGGUCAUGGAUUUGUGUUUGCAUAGUUUGAGCAGGAUGUUUUGUGAAGUAUGUUGGUAUUUAUUUGCUUCCUUUGUACUUGAUGUGUUUUGUAAUGUGCACUGAAAUUUUUUCCUUUCGACUAUGUUAAUGAUCCAUACUGGAAAUUGGGUCUUUUGUAAACAACAAAAAGGCAAGGAUGUAUGCAUUUUUUUUUAAUUUGACGUAGUUUGUAUACCAUUUCUUCAAACAAUUAAUAUUUCUUACAUCAAAGCAACCGGUUGUGUUCAGUGCUGUACAUUUGGUGUAUGGUAGGAAAUAAAAAUUGAUAAUGAGUUUCAACGUGA
Molecule: messenger RNA, 15715 nt
Organism: Sus scrofa (pig)
Lineage: Eukaryota; Metazoa; Chordata; Mammalia; Artiodactyla; Suidae
Source: RefSeq, a predicted model, not a curated record